Emiliania huxleyi CCMP1516 is the source of this 970-nucleotide messenger RNA. RefSeq lists its product as hypothetical. Lineage: Eukaryota; Haptophyta; Isochrysidales; Noelaerhabdaceae. The annotation marks the transcript as partial. The transcript is spliced from 3 exons. The record is from RefSeq and is a predicted model, not a curated record.
CGCCCGCGUCGCUCAUCCCCCUGGAGGGGGGGGUGAUGGAGGCGGAGGUCCUGUCCGUGGUCUCGUGCCCGACGGCGAUGGUCUGCAAGUGGAUCACGUCGCUGCUCGAGGAGCAGCGGCAGGCGGCGCGCAUCACCGACCAGCAGGUCUCGGUGAUGACGACGGAGCUCAUCAAGCUGAUGAAGGUCUACCAAGACACGCACGGCCUGCAGUUCACGCCGAUGCCGGCGAUGCUCAACGGCCUCCUCCUCCUAGAACCAGAACCCGAACCCGUCCCCCUGUCUCCCAACCAGCACUCGAGAGGACGCGUCCGGCUGUGCUUCUCCUACUUUUUCGUCGUCGUGUGGGUCUACUCGAUGGCCCCCGUCAUCGCAAUGAUGGAGAUGCACGACAACGGCGAUCUCAACAACGAGGGGUUCGGCCUCGGCCUCGCCUUCUCCUUCUUCCUCGCCCUCUUCUACUUCGGCCUCUACGAGGCGGGCAAGAUCAUCGAGCAGCCCCUCGCCGGCGUCGUCGACUUGCUGCCUAUCGACGAGAUGGGGCACACGCUCUCCGACGACCUCUCCAACCUGGUCGACGAUCCGAACGACGAGGUGCCCGUUUUCCUUCCCCGCCCGCCCGACGCGCGCAACGGCAAGAUCUGACCGCCCCUGAGGCGGAGCCGCGGGGAGGCGGAGCCGCGGGGAGGCGGAGCCGUGGCCGCGCGCUUGGCUCGGCGACACGCCACGCGCGGUCGUCGGAGGUAGCGAGGGGCCAGGGCAGGGGCCGCCUGCGCUGCACGUACGUUUAUACGCAGGGGUUUAGCCAGAGAGGGUGCCGAGGGGCCGGCCGAGCCGACGCGGCUACGCGGUGGAGUUGCCGGCGAUGUGUGCCGCAGAGCGGACGCUCUCGAGACUCUGCCUCCUACUGUUUGGGACGCCGCCUUUCGAGGUAGAUCGCGAUUUUUUUCGAGGUCAGACGGCAGCGAGCG